GCUGGGGAAGGAUUAGUAACUCGGUGUAGCGGUGCAGGUGGAGCGUUGGGCAAAUCAUACGCUCUCAAACUAAGGAAUACCCCACAGGCGCAACGAGAAACCGAGUGCCGGAUUUGUCAAUCGUGAACCGAGAGGAGCCCAUUAAACCGGAACGGCUGAGCAACGCCCGGUUGUAGUGCAAGCCAGGCCCGGAAGCUUCUGCUUCAUCGACUACAAUCUCUCCCGACACUCAUCACCAUGUCCGACACGGAGGAAGAUUCGACCUGUUCCGACAGCUGGCCCAUCAACGAGGACUGGUUAAUGGAGGUGCUGAAGAAGCACCACGAGGUACGCUCCGGUAUCAGUAUUACCGAGUUCAAAGUACGACAAGGUUGCCAGGAUGGCGUCAACAAUCUCAGCGACAUACUGGCCGUCUCGGUGGUAUACGAGUUCGAAGGUAACGAGGACGAGCAGGGUGCGCGACAGAGCUUGGACAUUGUGAUAAAACUACUGCCACAGGAUCCGUUCAGCCGGUACUUUGUGACCGAGGCACAGUUCGAUCUGAGGGAAAUCAAAUUCUACACCAGCAUUCUGCCCGAUUUGAUGGCCUUCCAGGAGCAGCACUUUCCGAAGGAGCACGGCAACAUGGUCAUCUCGGUACCGACCUGCUUCUACACACAGUAUGCACCCGGUGCAAGCACCGGACGGAUGUCCUUGGUGAGUCCGGAUCCACCAGAGAGCAUCCUGGUGCUGGAGGAUAUGCGUUCGCUCGGUUUCAGGGGAGCAAACUUCACCACGGGCCUUACGCUCGGCCAAACGGAGGCAGCCAUACGUGCCAUUGUCACGAUUCACGCCCUGUCGUUGGGGCUUAAGAUCAAAAAGAAGGUUGAUCUGAACGAAAAGUAUCCGUUUCUCUUUCAAACAACGAGGGCAACGGAAAGCUAUCAACAGCUGGUGGAGCAGGGAAUGCCUCAGCUGACCAAGUUCCUCGAGCGAACGCCCGGUUAUGGCAACGAGCUGAAAGCGCUAACUAAAAUCCGGCCCAAAACGAAGCAACUGAUUGAAACGCUCCUGCAGCCGAUCGAACCGAUGGGACUGAUCACACACACCGACUUCUGGUGCAACAACUUGCUGUUCCGCAGCGAGAGCGACCGCACCGAUAGCUGCACCAUCCUCGACUGGCAGAUGGUCACGUACAGUCGACCAACGAACGACCUGGCGCUGCUGCUGAUCUCUUCCCUACCGUCCAGUACCCGGCGCCAGCAUACGGCCCGGCUGCUCGAUCUCUACUACGGGGCGCUCAAAACCUACUGCCUUAAGAUGGACGUCGACAUUGAGGCCGAGCUCGGCUACAGCCGCAACAAGAUGGACUGCGAGUACCGGCAGUCGUUGCUGCUGGCGCUGCUACUGUGCAUCGGUUCGGUGGACAUAGCGAUCGGAAAUGCUGCGGCCGAACAGCGGUUGCUGGACGUGUUGCGUGACUUCAACGACGAAGGCAUCCUCGGGCUCGAGGGCUGCGCGUAGAAGGGAGGCGUGCACAAAUCACCUCGCUUUUUGCAUCCAUCCAAUCUCAAUCCAUCCGUCAGCGCGGAAAGUGACACCGGCCAAGGCACGCUAUUCACCACUGCAACUGCAAGUGCACCGGUAAUGCUACCCUAGGCCACUAGGUGUAAUGUUAGUGUUAAUUUUGGCCACAGUUUUCUCGAGCAAAGCAAACGAUUUGCCUUCCGUCUAUAGAUAGUUCCGGAUUUUAGAUUGUCAUGCCAGAACACGAUGUAUCUCUUACGGGUAGACAAGACGCGUUUGGUGCAUCAGCGGAAACCAACUCUAGGUCAUGCCGUAAGGUCUUUGUUGGGGCACAUUAAACUAUGAUGAUCAGCAGGGUUACAGGAUGCCGCGCACUGCUUUCAGAGAG
Messenger RNA from Anopheles bellator, 1894 nucleotides. RefSeq lists its product as uncharacterized. Lineage: Eukaryota; Metazoa; Arthropoda; Insecta; Diptera; Culicidae. The record is from RefSeq and is a predicted model, not a curated record. The transcript is spliced from 4 exons. Bases 238 to 1503 code for a protein of 421 amino acids.